AUGGCGACUGGAACGGUGAAGUGGUUCAACUCGGUCAAAGGUUACGGCUUCAUUCAGCCGAGCGACGGUUCUAAGGACGCGUUCGUUCACAUCUCCGCUGUCGAGCAGGCGGGACUUACCAACCUGCGCGAAGGCCAGAAGGUCGAGUACGAGCUGACACCGGGCCGCGACGGUAGAGCGUCGGCAGAGAAUCUGGUCGUUCUGGACUGA
Geodia barretti is the source of this 210-nucleotide messenger RNA. The record is from the annotation of a GenBank genome assembly. NCBI's taxonomy places the organism in Eukaryota, Metazoa, Porifera, Demospongiae, Tetractinellida, Geodiidae.